Messenger RNA from Nothobranchius furzeri (turquoise killifish), 3005 nucleotides. It is a transcript of the gene nphp1, whose product is annotated as nephronophthisis 1. Gene Ontology annotation, biological process: protein localization involved in establishment of planar polarity. The record is from RefSeq and is a predicted model, not a curated record. Lineage: Eukaryota; Metazoa; Chordata; Actinopteri; Cyprinodontiformes; Nothobranchiidae. Gene Ontology annotation, cellular component: cytoplasm; cilium. Gene Ontology annotation, molecular function: protein binding.
GUCAAAAAUUCGUUUGUCUAGUUUGUAAAUACGAAAUACCAUUCCAAGCCCAUAGAGGGCGGUAAAACUAAUAACUUUAAAACGGACGGAUACUCUUUGUUAAAAAUAUAUCGUGAUUACGGUUAGGGUUACUCAAUAAAUACAUAUAUACAAAUAUGCACACUACAAAUAGCAAAUAUUUGUCUGGUAAUUAAACUAGAAAUAUAAAAAAUGACCAAAUAGAUUGAAGAUUUUCAAAGAAGAAGUUGGUUGCUUAGCGACCAUUAGCACAGCGUCAUUUCGUGAGCUAGGCUAAUCGCGUAGCUAACGCAUGGAGCUCGUCACCAUAAAUGUUGCAUAAAUGCCACCUAAAAGAGGACCGUUGCAACUCGUCCAGAGAGAAAUCGAAGAAGUCGGAAGACAGGUUGACAGAUUGAUGAAAGAUGUGCAGAGUCCAGAAGGAUCGAACGACAAGAGACUUCGCAGAUGUCUCGAGCUACAAAUGUCUGCAGAGAAGACUUUAAGGACACUGCUGAGUUUAAGAAAGGCAGAUGAGCUAGCUCCAGUGGGGAGCUAUGAUCAGAGGAAACAGGAAGAGGAGAAACGACUAAAAAACAUCUUGGAGCGUCUGAACAAACUCUUUAUGGAGAUAUCACCUCCAGGCCCCAGCAGUGAAAUUGAGUCUGUACUUCUUAAAGAAAACAAACACCAUAUUUCUAAAAACAACAGUGAAGGUGAUGUUGGUGAAGAUGAUGACAAGGAUAGUAGCGAAGAAGAAGAUGACAACAACGACGAUGAUGAUAAUGAUGACAGCGACGACACAGAAGUUGAAGAUAAUGACAGAACUGUGAAACCACAGCCGAAACCUUCUGUGUAUACAGUCCUCUGUGAUUUCAAAGGAGAGCAGGAAGGAGAUCUUCCUGUUCAGAAGGGGGAGGUGUUGACAAUAAUUAAGAAGACAGCAGACGGAUGGUGGCUGGCUCAGGACAAAAAAGGCAACAAAGGAGUGGUCCCAAAAACCUUCUUACAGCCUGGCUCUCGUGUUGGUGAUGAGGAUGAUGACGAAGAGGACAGUGAUGAAGAGGAUGAUGAAGAUGAGUUAGAGGAGAAGGAAGAGGAAGUUAGGGAAGAAGUGGCUGAUGGUCGAGACAGAAUGAGAGCUUCCAACUGGUCGACAGUCAGAAAGGCUCUGACUCAGAUUGAUACCACAGAUGUGCUGUCAGCUAUGGGAGCCAUACCAUCGGGAUUCAGGCCAUCAACUCUUAGUAAACUGCUGGAGGAAGAUGCAAAAUUCAAAGCAAGUCACUUUGUUCAGCCUGAACUCAGCCAAUCACAGCUUUCCUUUAAAGACCUCUUCUUGGACCCAGACUCUGGCAGGGUCCGUGCUCGCCAGGUCAGGACUUGUGUUUGCUUCACUUUGUGGAGCUGCAGGAUGAUUCCCACACCUGGAGUGGGAGUUCAGGUCCUCAGCAGACACGUUCGUCUCUGCGCCUUUGAUGGAACUCGGGUGCUUAGUAAUAUUCACACGGUGAGGGCUUCUUAUAAUUCAAAAAACCUGAAGACCUGGAGCUUCUCUCCGAGGAUGAGCGGCAUCCUGCCCACUCUCCUUAACGGGGACUGUUUCCUGCGCUGCAACGCAUUGUCUCCUAACCUUGGAGUUCUCUUUGAGCUCGGAGUCACGUUUUUACGAAACUCUACAGGUGAGAGGGGAGACUUGAGCUGUGGCUGGGCCUUCUUGAAACUGACUGAUGACGCUGGAAAUCCACUUCCAAACAAAACCUACGAGCUGCCAGUGAAUGGAGGCACUCCUUAUGAGAAGGAUGUUAUAGGGGAGAUAACAGCUGGUAGAAGAUCUCCAACUGGUGUUUUCCAGCAGAUGCUUCAUGCCAGACGAGAACCAAAACUGAUUGUUAAACUAAAACCGGCUAAAAGUCACACCAGAGCACAGCUAAGUCUCCUUCCAGACACCCUGCUGUACUGUCUGAGCUGCGUUGACCUGCUGGCUCUGCACCGACAGCUGCUGGCCGACACGCUGCUGAUGGACAGGCCCACCAUGCAGAAUGCAGAUCUCAUUUGCAAUCCGGUCCUUUCAACAUUUCCCGUGCUGCUGGAUGAGACAGACCUGAUGGACGCCCUCAGGAGUGCCUGGCUGGAAGCUGAGACCAGCAGGAGCAGAGCACAGAAGAGAGACUUGGCAUAUCUGAAAGAAGAGUUCCGUAAACUCUAUAUGUCAUCUGUUUACUUUUUGCUCCACUCGCCAUCGUUGCCCUGUUAUCACUGGGCAGACCCGCCCUCAGAGGAACAGCGAGCCAGAGUCAUCUAUGCCACCCUGAUGGCUCUAAAAAUCCAGCAGCCUACCACCGACCAAUCAGGAAGCUCGGAGGUCUUCUUUGAUUCUACUCAUUCACACCUUGCUUUUGAUGUCCAAGAGUUGACUUUUGAUCUCCUUCAAACCGCACGGUGACAUUAAAAUCACCUUACAGAGCCAAAGGGCCAUUGGAUACAAAAUACAUUUUCCACAAGUUUGUAUUGAUUUAAAAAUGACUUUUUAUAGUUUAACAGAGGACUUUUUACUCUUAAAUGUUUUAUUAAGGAGGAAUAUUCUAUUUCUAUUGUAUUCAAGAAAAAAAUAAUUACAAAACUUUUACCAAUGCUCAAAAAAUAGUUUUUUUAAUACGCAAUCCUAAAAAAAGUGUUAUGGGUUGGGGGCUUGUCCGGGAUUCAAACAGCACAAAACAGACGGGGCAGUAACCCGAGCACUGGUGGGCGGCAUCCGUAACAAUAGUUUGACUUUAUAAAAUAAUUUCCCACUAACUCCCUGUUGCUCAUUUGGGAGUUUUCUUUAACAGGUUUGUUUAGCAGUACAGAGGAAUUAAUUAAAUCACACUUUUUAUGAGCCAAGACAAGUUUUGGACCUUUUCUUUGAAUCUCUCAUGAGCUCUCGAAAGGAUUUAUUAAAAACGAGAAAACAUUUUUUUUUCUAUUUUAUUAUUUAAUGUCUAAAUAAAAAUGUUUUAUUAGGCUAA